Molecule: messenger RNA, 1083 nt
Organism: Populus nigra (black poplar)
Lineage: Eukaryota; Viridiplantae; Streptophyta; Magnoliopsida; Malpighiales; Salicaceae
Product: extradiol ring-cleavage dioxygenase-like
Exons: 3
Coding region: 146-943 (265 amino acids)
Molecular function (GO): oxidoreductase activity, acting on single donors with incorporation of molecular oxygen; ferrous iron binding; zinc ion binding
Source: RefSeq, a predicted model, not a curated record
CAAGUCAUUACUCUUCCAUUCGAACACAUCUCCGCGUGUAACUCUUUGCAGCCACCGCUUCUCUUCUCUUCUAUUUAAGGAAAGGAGGAGAUUGUCUUGUUCUACUUCUGUCUUCGUUUUCCUUCUCUUUGUACCAAAUUAAUAAAUGGCUUUGAUGGAAACAUUUUAUCUCUCACACGGAGCUCCAACACUUGCCAUUGAUGAAACCGUACCUGCCAGAAAAUUCUUCCAGUCAUGGCAACAAAGUGUUUACAAAGAGAAACCAAGUUCCAUUCUCGUUAUUUCUGCUCAUUGGGAGACUGCACAACCUACUGUUAAUGUUGUUGAUCGAAAUGAUACCAUUUAUGACUUCUAUGGCUUCCCCAAACCCUUGUACCAGAUCAAGUAUACACCACCUGGAGCUCCAGAAUUGGCGAAGAGGGUGAAGGAAUUGCUUUUGGCAUCUGGCAUUGAGCAUGUUGAUGAAGAUAAGAAACGAGGGCUCGACCACGGUGCUUGGGUUCCAUUGAUGUUCAUGUAUCCCGAGGCUGACAUCCCGGUGUGCCAGCUCUCCGUUCAAUCCGAUAGAGAUGGCACUCACCAUUACAACAUGGGGAAGGCUUUGGCCCCUCUCAGAGAGGAAGGUGUCCUCAUCCUCGGAUCCGGAUCUGCUGUGCACAACUUGGGUUCCAGGCUACCUGAUGGCAGUCCUGUUCCUUCAUGGGCGUUGGAGUUUGAUAACUGGCUUAAAGAUGCUCUUAUUGAAGGAAGAUAUGAAGAUGUGAAUCACUACGAGUCAAAGGCACCACAUCCAAAAAUGGCUCACCCUCGGCCGGACCACUUCUACCCACUGCACGUAGCCAUGGGUGCAGCAGGUGAAGAUUCUAAGGCCACAUUAGUGCACAGCAGCUGGACUGAUGGCACCCUUUCUUAUGCUUCCUACCAGUUCACAGCGCCUAAAUAAAAUCUCAUCAACAUUACAAGUGCUGCUGGAGUUCUUGUGGACAUGAAUUUGUGUUAUUUUUUUUAACUAAAUAUUCUGUGUAUUGUUGUUAAUAAAUUUCAGUACAUAUGAUGGAGAUAUAGGGUGAUUGAGAUGGUGCA